AUGGCUGGGCUAGCUAUUGUUGACACGGGUGUAUUGAUCUUCUCCGAGAUCCUAUGGAAGCUGAUUGUCGCCCAUCGUCUAGUCCCGGGAAUGGAAGGAAGCUUUGCUUUAUUGAGUUCACUAUGGUACGGAGCCGAGAGCAUGGCGGUCUCCUCGGGUCUAUUCCUUGCUGAAAUGAGUAUAGACCGAACCAUCGCCAUACUCUACCCGAUGAAGGCCGUGACCAUCUGCACCGCGUCGCGAGCCGUUAAGAUCACCGUGUCGACCUGCCUCAUAGAGGUGGGUCUCCACCUUCAAACGUUCUUCGUACUCGAUGUACCUGACCCACCGAAUGGUGCCCUCAUCCGGAACUUUCCUGAAGCGAGAUGGUUCGAGACGUUCUACAACACCUAUCUCCUCAUCCUUGGCACUAUCCUCCCAUUCUCUACGAUCGCAAUCUGCAAUAUCACCAUCCUCGUCGCAAUUAAUCGCGCCAGCGUCCGUCGCAGGAAAAUGAAAUCUGACACGGCAGAAAAAGGGAGAAUCCGGGAUUCGAAUCUGACCGCCAUGUUAUUGAUGACGUCAUUUGCAUAUCUUCUCUGCUCAUGCCCGAAGAGAAUUUACGAAUCGUCGGUUGAAUACGACUUGAGCAUCCCCUACUGGAAGGCCCGGUACUGGUUGCAGUAUUUUGCUUGUGUUUUGGUGAUAUUCGCUAGAACUGAGGAAGAGGCUUGUAGAAAAGUUCGUGUUGACACUCCCGAAGUUACCCGCUCAACACUUUCCGGGAACGUCGAGAUGCUCGAGCACCACAACCUCUACAUCCGAGGUCUACUUAAUUAG
Lineus longissimus is the source of this 819-nucleotide messenger RNA. RefSeq lists its product as uncharacterized. Gene Ontology annotation, cellular component: plasma membrane. The transcript is spliced from 4 exons. The coding region runs from base 1 to 819 and encodes 272 amino acids. Gene Ontology annotation, molecular function: G protein-coupled receptor activity. The record is from RefSeq and is a predicted model, not a curated record. NCBI's taxonomy places the organism in Eukaryota, Metazoa, Nemertea, Pilidiophora, Heteronemertea, Lineidae. Gene Ontology annotation, biological process: G protein-coupled receptor signaling pathway.